This is a messenger RNA of Erythranthe guttata (spotted monkey flower), 920 nucleotides long. RefSeq lists its product as uncharacterized. Lineage: Eukaryota; Viridiplantae; Streptophyta; Magnoliopsida; Lamiales; Phrymaceae. The record is from RefSeq and is a predicted model, not a curated record.
AUGCGUCUUGCGAUUGAACUUGGGUGGCAGUCAAUCAUUAUUGAGAGCGAUUGUCUGCAUAUUACGGAGUCCCUUAAAGAAGUUGUGGCCACUUCAGCUCCUUAUGGUAUUUUUAUUGAGGAUUGUCUUACUGUUUUACCACUUUUUCAAUGCUGCAUUUUCUCGUUUGUCAAAAGUACCGGUAACUGCUUGGCUAAUGCCAUUGCAAAAGCUACUGACCUUAAUUGUAAUGAAGCCCCCGAUCCAAUCACGAGCCCCCGAAUAUCGUUCUCCUCCGAUUUUCUCGACGAGAGCAACUUCAUCACAAUAUGCCCUAAUCAACACAAGUCAAUACAUCCCUUCAACUCCGAAUUCGAGUUUCUCUCAUCAAGAAACGAUAACUCAACAAACAUAUCGAUGAGUACGGCCGACGAAUUGUUCUGCGAAGGCAAGUUACUUCCCUCGAAGCUCAACAGAAUCAAUUUGAUACCGGAGAAUAUUCCCGAACGGGGCAGAAUCAGCUGGUUCGUCGACGAUGAUCCUUCCCCUAGACCCCCGAAAUGCACUGUCUUGUGGAAAGAGUUGUUGACCAGGUUGAAAAAACAACAUGGGCCCACUAAUUUGUCGGAAUCUUCUAGAACUUCACCAGGUGAUCAUGUUGUAAAUAAUAAGGAGAAGUGUGUGAAGAGAGUUAUCAAGAAAUUAGGGCAAGAGAAAAAAAGAUCAAUUAGUGGAAGAGUAAGGCCAGUGCUUAAGGGAAGGUAGAUUAAUAUUAAUUAAUUAAUUAUAAUUAAUUAAUUAUAAUUAUUGUGGAAAUGUUGUUUUUUUCUUCUUCGAUUCGUUUACUUGUUUCGAUUUCGUGUUUGUGGCGUCUUCUUACGUAUGAAGUGAUUUUAAUUCGCAAUUAAAUUAAUCUUGAUGAAUUGGUAUAUUAGAUGAUG